UCCGACAAAAUAACCACUUUUGUUAUUCACUUUUUCAAACUCCGAAAAUGCUUUCUUGGCUACCACUGUAAGCGCAACGUAUUUCCUAAACGGAAAGUAAACUGUAAAAUAAUUCAAAAUCAACAAUAUAGAUUAAAAUAAGAGAUAACUGGUAACAUUUAUAUUAUCAAACAUAAAAUACAUGCUAAGAUAGUAACAACUUCAAUAGUUUUUAAAGUUAAACAAAAUCUUAUUAAAUUUCGAAAAUCUUGAUAGUUUGUCAUUUAUACGAAUUUCUAGAAAAUUCGCACAUUUUCCAGAAAGUUCACUAUGUCCAACCAAGAAAAGGCUGAGGCCCUAAAGGGUCAGGGUAACAAAGCUCUCCAAGCAGGGAAUAUUGAUGACGCUAUAAAAUGUUAUACAGAUGCGAUAGCCUUAGAUGGUAGUAACCAUGUCCUAUUCAGUAACAGAUCUGCAGCUUACGCCAAAUCAGGCAAAUACCAGGAAUCGUUGGCUGAUGCAGAAAAAACUGUAGAAAUUAAACCAGAUUGGCCAAAGGGCUACUCCAGACUAGGGGCAGCAUUAGGGUUUCUCAACAGACAUGAGGAAGCUCUUGAGGCUUAUGAAGAAGGCCUCAAACAUGACCCAAAUAAUGCACAGCUAAAAGAUGGGAAAAAGGAAGCAAAGGAUAAACUUGUCGGGCCAGCUGGCAGUCAGCCCAUCAACAACCCAUUCAAUGAUCCUACUAUGUACGCUAAACUAUCUACUGAUCCCAGAACCAAGGAUCUUAUGAAAGACCCAAGCUUCAUGACAAUACUUAAUGCUCUCCAGACUGAUCCCAAGGCCUUAGGAAUGUACCUGCAAGACAAAAGAGUAAUGACUGCCCUUGGAGUGUUGCUAGGGGUGGACCUCCAGGGUGCAGAGCCCCCUAGUGACCCAACACCUGAACCACCCAAACCUCAACCAAAGAAACAAGAGAAGAAAGAGGAAAAAAUGGAAGUUGACUUAACUGAAGAUCAAACCAAGGCUCUAGAAGAAAAAGCUCUAGGGAACGAGGCUUACAAGAAGAAAGACUUUGAUACUGCACACACUCAUUACGAUAAUGCGAUCAAACUAGAUGCAACAAAUAUGUCAUUCCUAACAAAUAAAGCAGCUGUGUACUUUGAACAAAAGAACUAUGACAGUUGUAUAGAGACAUGCCAAAAAGCCAUAGAUGUGGGCAGAGAUAACAAAGCUGAUUUCAAACUCAUUGCCAAAGCCUUGGCUAGAAUUGGCAACUCCUACAUGAAGAAGGAUGAUGUUCCUCAAGCAUUAGUGUUCAUCAACAAAUCACUCUCAGAAUACAGAGAUCCACAACUUGUUAAAAGAGUAAAAGAGAUUGAAAGGGUACAAAAAGAGAAAGAAAGAUUAGCAUACAUCAAUCCAGAAAUUUCUCAAGAAGAAAAAGAUAAGGGAAAUGAUGCUUUUAAAAACGGUAAUUACCCAGUAGCACUAAAGCAUUACAGCGAAGCAAUCAAGCGGAACCCAGAUGAUGCGAAGGUCUAUAGUAACAGGGCAGCCUGCUACAACAAACUCAUGGAAUUUGGAUUGGCACUGAAGGAUUGUGAAACAUGUAUUAAGCUAGAUCCAACAUGGGUGAAGGGCUACCUGAGGAAGGCAGGAUGCCUCCUAGCAAUGAAGGACACGGUCAAGGCUGGCGAAGUCUACCAGAAAGCAAUGGAAAUAGACCCCAACUGUCAGGAAGCCAUUGAUGGCUAUAGAAAUGCUAUAAUGUCCAACGAUGAUGAUCCUGAGGCAAUAAAGAAACGUGCCAUGAAUGACCCAGAGGUACAGGACAUCCUCAGUAACCCAAGCAUGCGAGUUAUUCUUGAACAGAUGCAGAAAGACCCAGGUGCAUUGAAAGAGCAUUUACAAAAUCCAGAAGUAGCAGGCAAGAUACAAAAACUAAUGAGUGCUGGACUUAUUGCAAUUCGCUGAUGAAACGUUACUCAGGACCAAAUAUUCUCAUUUAACUCCACAAAGACAAAUUUCAAGAUAAACAGUUCAACUUCAAAUGUGAGAGUGCUGAUAUCUCAUCAGAUGAAGGCUAUGAAUCUUCAACUGGUGUAUGUGAUACUGAACUGGAUAUUGACAUCAUUAUUAUUUCAUGAAAAGUUCUUGAUGUCCAGUUAUCAACAAAAGUUCUUGAUGUCCAGUUAUCAACAAAAGUUCUUGAUGUCCAGUUAUCAACAAAAUUUCUUGAUGUCCAGUUAUCAACAAAAGUUCUUGAUGUCCAGUUAUCAACAAAAGUUCUUAAUGUCCAGUUAUCAACAGUUGUUGAAAAAAUCAGUUAUAUUGGAUGAUUAUGUAAGCAUAGCGUAUUUGCAUUGCUUUAUAAAUGAACCAGGCUAUCAGUGGUCUACUCACAGUUAUUUAGGUGCCAGUAGUUGCACCACCAUGUGAUAAGGGUGGGUAAGAAAAACAGGUCAGAGCACAUAGAAAGAUCCCAUAUGUCUGCUUUUGAGUAUAAUAGAUUCAAUGGUCCAAUUAUGCUUUAAUAUAAUUGAAGAAUCUUCCUGACCUAAAGAUCAAAAUUUGUAGAGUUCAAGAUGAUAUCAAUUUCUCUGGAUUACAGGAAAAUCAAGUUUACUUCUACUGGCAUCUAGUCUAUUCCAACAUUCACAUAGCCUACAUCUUUAUCAUAAACUGUACAGUAUUGUGUUUGUCAAGUUGCCAAAAGUGUGAAUGGCCAAAAGCGAAUUGUCAAAAGUGAACUGUAUGGUGUUGCAGCAAAAUAUUCUGUCCAAUUAAAUGUUUUUUACAAAGUGCAUGCCUAGGAUUCAAACUCGUGCAAAAUGAAAUAAAGUCUGUGAAUUGCAACUGUGAAUUACGAAAUAUGUUAUUUCCAAGAAAAUGAAUAAGUAAUAAAAUUACAAUUGAAACUUUAAUUUUAUUAUUUGUAUUUUUUCCUGAGUGACCCUGGACAUUGUAAUAAGGAAAGUGUUUUCCUCUGAUAUUCAGCUCAUUGGAGUGUUAGUAAUCUCCUUUGGACAGCCUUCUUUAUUAUCCAUUAUACGCUGUUUCACCCAGUGGAUGGAAUACUGAAAGAACUUUCUGUUUAAUGCCCAUGACUGUUCUGAAGGAGAAAACAGAGUGCGUUUUACCUUACUUAUAACUAUAAACCCUGUCUUACUGUCUCAGAAUCUCCAGUAGGUCGGAAUCAAAAGCCAAUAUACCUUUCUGGUGAACCCAGGUGAGCUAUGUCACAUUUUGCUACAUUGAAAAAGCUUUGAUUUAUUGGCUAGAUCAGUGAUGUCAUAGGUUGUACUUUUCAAAAUGAGCAAUAAUCUAAUGCAGUUGCUAUAGGUCUAAGUUUAUCCCAUUUUAACGGGAUGAAUUGCAACAACCUAUGAUAUUAUUGUUCUAACAUUCCACCAGUUCAGACUUUAUUUUUAUGACAGGAUAAUUUUAAGGUUAUAGUUCAAAAUAUUUGAAAAAUCAAAAUGAUUUCCUUCAUUACUGAUUAGAUCAGAUAUCAAAAUUCUUUUUUUCUGAAAAUAGGGUUGUAAAGGCAACAGUUCAUGAUUUCGACAAUUUACACUAUCUAUUCUUUAGGCUUAGUGAGUUCAUUGCAGCCUUCAGUUGAUAAAGCUUGAGAAGUCCCUUGAGUUAAAUUGAAUUCAUAGGGUUCACUGUGAUUAUGUUCAUUGGAGAAGAUACAUGUAUGUGACUCAGAGAAUGUACUCAAAUCUAACAAAAUAAGUUCAUAUCUUUAGUAACACUAGCAAUUUAUUUUUACUAACAGCAAUAAACAAUAGGCUUAUAUGGAUCAUAUUUCAAACAUGACAAGGGUACAAUGUACAAACUUCUUUAGUUGUGGAAUCAACAACUAAAUUUAGGCUUACAGUCGAGGAAUACAAUUUAACCUGUAUC
Owenia fusiformis is the source of this 3891-nucleotide messenger RNA. The record is from the annotation of a GenBank genome assembly. NCBI's taxonomy places the organism in Eukaryota, Metazoa, Annelida, Polychaeta, Sabellida, Oweniidae.